Molecule: messenger RNA, 4506 nt
Organism: Wyeomyia smithii (pitcher-plant mosquito)
Lineage: Eukaryota; Metazoa; Arthropoda; Insecta; Diptera; Culicidae
Exons: 5
Coding region: 712-2169 (485 amino acids)
Source: RefSeq, a predicted model, not a curated record
AGCCGGCGGUGACGGUCAUUGGUUCCUAUCCGGAUCGAGUCGACGGUAUUAGAAGGGUUUGCUACUUGAGAGUUAUUGUGUUUGCUUCCUGUGAGGCGGGUGUAGAGUGAUAAAUAAAUGGAGAGUUAAUCGUCCGGCGUGAAAUUGUGCACCGCGGAGUGUGUUUCCAAGAAGAAGGGUCAACAACGGCCGAUAGGCGACGGGCGAUUCGUGGCAGCUAAUUGAUGGCAUUAGUCCCGUGCGAUGACUGGUGAGCUCUGAUUUCGGGUGCCGGCCGUCAUUGAUGUGGUGAUCCUGGGGCGCACGUGGCCCAACUGUCGCCAGCCAGCCAGCAGUUGGAAAUCGACAACACGGGAGCUCGUUUAAUUCGGUGCAAAAUUGAUUUUAAAUAAUAAUCAAUUAUGUAAAUAAUCUAAAUGAUUGCUAAUUGUAUCGUUUGAUCAACGGUGACGGGGUUUGUGAAUCUGGGUGGUCCGGUAGUGGAAGAAAAAUAGAGAAAUUCGGAAUUCGGUGGUGCAGUGUGUGUGCGGAGAAAUUUUACCCGUACGGCUGGGAAACCUUCCCAAGUAAGCUUUACUACCAGGAAGCCAAACUGAGCCUGCCGUUUCUGUAGAGAACAGCGUAACGAAACAGGAUUCAUCUGUUGGAUCGGAUCGGCGAGAAAGAGAGAGAGGAAGAGAUAGAGGUAGUGAGCAGACAGGCGGCAGCAGAAUGAAGUUUGCAGUGCUGCUCUGGUGGCUCUGGCUGCAGAUCGCAUUUCAAGGCAGCAAUUGCGUUAAAAUCACUCGCCUUUCGGUACCACGAACGUACAUUCUCGAUAAUUACCAUCGCCGACAGCAGCCCAGUGGUGGUAGUCCGAGCAACGAACUAUUUGGUGCUGGUCACGGUAUCAGCAGUGGUCCAGGGAAGGCCAUCUAUCGGUACGAUGCGGACACCGGUACGGAUGAGUUGUUGCCAUCGCCACCGCGGGACCCGGACGGGCAACAGCAGCAGCAGCAUCGACACAACGAGCAUCUGAUUCUGGACUGCGAGUACGAGAUUGAUUUGCACGAGCAGGGUUUCGUGCUCAAAUGGUACUUUAACGGGAAGCUAAUCUAUCAGUGGAUUCCCAUGCGACGGCCGCCAAUCGGAUUUACCUCCAUGAAGCACCAGGUCAACCGCAGCUACACGGUCAGUAACGAGGAGAUGCACAAACAUCGGGCACUGGCACUGAUAAGACCACUGAAGAACUUCACCGGCGAGUACACCUGCGCCGUGUCCACGUACCAAUCGGAGGACACCCGGUCCGCGCUGAUGCUGGUCGUUGUUCCAGAGACUGGUUUCGUACUAAAAUACUACAACAGUAACAUCAGCAACCUGGUCACGGUACUGUGCAGUGUGUACGGUAUCUUUCCGGGUCCGGUGUUGUCCCUGUGGAUUAACGAACAUCAGCUGGAGAAUGUGACGAGAAAUGUUCUGUUGACACAAGCCGAGCUGUACGAUAGUUCGAUCAGCAUUCAACUGGUGCUGUACGAGAGCAUCCAACCGGACGACGUUUUGAAGUGCGUAAUGGGCAUCAACGGAACCGAGUAUCGCAAAACCAAAGAAACUGUAUUCAUAGAUGUAAAUAGUAAAUCCGUGAUAGAACACAACUCCGUGUUGGAUCCCGUUGUCAGCAGCACAUUCGAAACGAUUAGCACCACCUCUAGCAAAAUUCUCUCGACAUCGACAACAGGCUUCGCUACGCCGAGCUACGGUGACACGACGCCGGUCAGCGUCACUACUAGGUUGCAGUUCAACGAAGAACUGGACGACCCUUCAGCUUCAGUGGCCGCCUCCACUUCAACUAACCAACCAGAUAGCCACGCGGGAAAAUCGCACCAUCCGGGGACUCCCCAGCAGCCGGCCGUUGUGCGACUUAGGCCAAACUCGGCCCGGGUUUUGACAGUUCAACAUGCCAACCCGAACAUCGCUUCAGCCUCGGACGAGGUGACCAACGUUCUGGACUUCAAGGAGGUCCCUUUCAAUGAGAAUCUUCUGUACAUCAGCGGGGGUAGUGCAAGUGUCGAUGCCGGCGGUUGCUGCGGUUGGAUGCUGCUGCUGUUGCUUUUGCGAAUCCUGGCGCCUUCCACUUGUGACGUCGUGCGGCAUCUGCUUCGAAACGGCAGCGCCGGCCGUCAUCGGUUGUAAUAUAAAUCGUGAAAUAUUCCGCGCGCGCGCUCGCUCGAGACGAGAAAAAAAAUGAUUAGUGAGCCACAUGGGAUUGUGCUUCUCCUGCUUGUUCAGAUUCGUGAAGUGGAACGUGUGAGUGCGUGUGUAUGUGUGUGCGUGCGUGUGUAUGUAUGUGUGCCUAGGCAUGAAUAUGUAUGUGUCGAUGUGGCUGUGUGCUCGCUUUUUUCCUUGCCGUUCUAUCGGAGCUUUUAGCUCACAGCCUCCUAUGCUCGACGCUUAAGUAGAUAAGAAAGAAAACUCGAUUAAAAUAUUGGUCCUCUUUGUUGUACAUUUAGUAAUGGUUGUGGCAACGGAGAUAGGCUAAGCGUGGCAUGCGAAAACAAUAGAAACAGCCAUGAGCGGCCAUUGGGCUGAGGGCUUGGAUACGACUUGGGGCGCGAAGACUAAGACACGGUAUGCCAUUGACACUCAAUGCGUAUUGCUCUCGUGGGAUUUCACCGAAGGGAAGGAAGGGACGGUCGACGGUUGUUUUUUUUCCUCGUGGUUUUAUUGUUCAUAACGGACGUAAUUGAGAGGAAAUAAAACAGCAUUGUCAAUAUUUUCUAGGGCUUUAAUUUUUUUAAAGGAAGAUGAACAUGCUGUAAUAGCUUAUCGAGGAAUUUCACACAAAACCGUCUGUUGAGAGUUGGCAACUUGGCUCAGAUUUCUGUAAGUUUGGUGAUAUCCUUUUUUUAACGUCUUAUCUUAAAUCGUAAAAACUCAAAAUCAAAUUCUAGAUAUAAAUAAAAAAGCAGAAAAUUUUCCAUUUUUUCCUAACAAAAUGUUCUUUUUUUUUGAAAAACUCUUAUAAUAUUUUUGAAAAACUCUUAUAAUACAGAUAGGGUAUCUGAUGUCUUCAAUUUUGUUGAAUCUUAAUUUGUUAAGCUGCAAUUAAAUGGAGUUCAGCUGAACAAUAAACUGUUGCACAACAAAAUUGCUUGUUAGGUUGCCUAGCUUCACUGCUUCUAUUUCACGGAAGAACUUAAUAUAUGUUAUCUUAUCUUGAACAUUGAAAUCUUCUUGUUCGCGUGAAAGAACUAUUUCAUUCAAAAUACAAAACGUUUCAGUUUUUUGACGUAGAUCACGGCUAUUCCGAAAUAGAUAAAAUAAAGUGAAACGGAAGAACGAAAAAUUUCAAGUGCAACAAAUUUCUCACGAUUUUUCCGAGUUGUGUAGUUGCAUUAAUUUAGCAAAUUAUUUUUUACUUUACAUACUAAACGACUCAUCAAUAAUAACAGAUAAUUUUUAUGAAUAAUUCAAGCUAGCUCGAUAACUAAAAUAUGAUCAUAUUUAAUGAUAAGCUAUUUUAGCGUCACUUUUGAAACGCUUGAAAUAAAUGUUGAAUUGCAUAUUUUACAACUUACAAGGUAAUAAAAUUCAACAUUGCUUCAAAAACAUGUUUGUGACCUUGAGAAAGGCCAAUUUUUAUUAAUGCUUGGCAGGAGGAACGAAACGCUUCAUUUUGAGCUAGUGUAGUUUGUAAUAGAUUUAGCUUGUGGACGGUUAAACAGCUCACGAAAAAUUAACUUCUCGCGCAACAUUUGUCUUUAUACCAAAAAAUAAUGCGCGGCGCAGUCCAAUUUUUUUUUACAUUCUUCCAUAAUUCCAUAACCGAAGCCCCGCCUACUUGUGGCGUUAGUCCUCUCCGUUCGUAUUCAAGACAAUUGCACGGGUUUAUUUCAUUACAUGAUCAUUCAACCGUUUACUGACUUUCGCGCAAUUCGGGUGUACAUUUCGAAACCGAUUCCAGUUUUAUCCAAACUGUUCUGCCUUCGGAAAAAAAAACAGGAAAAAAGUCAUCAUUCGAUUGAUUUCCAGCUUUGAAGAAAAUUAGCCCUUUUUAGGAACGAUCAUUUGCUUUCAAUUGAAGUGAUUAUGAUUUUUUUCACAUCUCAGUACUAUACAGUACACGGGAGUUUACUAAUAAUUUCCAAAAUUAACGCAAUUCUUGAAUUAGCCAUAUUCAAAAAAGUCAAUAAAAAGCAUCUUGAAUACCUUUCUUAAGGCACAAUAAUAAAAAUGCAACCUGCGAUCAAUUUUCAUCAAUCAAUCUCCUAGAAGGGCAACUUGUCCGAGCGUCUGUUCCCCAUGUUAGGGGCGGCUCAAACAGCGUCUGUUCCGGAACGGACGGCUGAAUUAUAAAAUGCGGCGUCUCGCCAGCUACACCCAAGAUGGCAGCUCCGUCGCGAGACUAGGCAUCCGCAGCCCUAGUGAGGCAGCAUGUCGAAACAUUAAAAUACUACGAACAAUCAAGAAUUUUUUUUUUUUUUUUAUAAAACCUCUUUGCUUUAUUGUCCAAUUUCUAAUUUAUAUGUG